Girardinichthys multiradiatus is the source of this 5094-nucleotide messenger RNA. RefSeq names its product synaptopodin 2b (gene synpo2b). The record is from RefSeq and is a predicted model, not a curated record. Gene Ontology annotation, biological process: positive regulation of actin filament bundle assembly. Gene Ontology annotation, cellular component: actin cytoskeleton; nucleus; Z disc. NCBI's taxonomy places the organism in Eukaryota, Metazoa, Chordata, Actinopteri, Cyprinodontiformes, Goodeidae. The transcript has 3 exons. Gene Ontology annotation, molecular function: actin binding. The coding region runs from base 24 to 2555 and encodes 843 amino acids.
GACAUUGUGAAAGACCACAAAAUAUGGAACCACAAGAUGAAGACGUUGAACAUAGUCCUCUCUGGUCAGGGUCAGAAGGUUCCCAGGAGGUUUGUCCUCCUGAGCCUUUGGCCGAGUCCUAUAAUGAAGAUGAUGACAGUGAAUCAGAGUACCUCUCAGACACACAGAAUGCUCAUAUUCCCUUGUCUCAGUCUCCAGAGUGUCUUCAGUUGCAAGACAGGGAACCUGCAGAUGGCCAAGGAUCUCUCCUGGAACAGAGCGAGCAGGAAGAGUCCAUUUCCGACCAAGUAAAUGAUGAUUUUUACCUCUCUGAAUCAAGAGAAUCCAUCACAGAAUCUCCUCACAUCCAAGUUUCAGAAACAUCAGCAACCUCUGCCCCAGAGCUCCCAGAUUCCAAAUUAUGCCAGCAUUCCUGCUCUUCCUCCUCCUCUCUUGGCUUUGCUGCUGAGAUGACCAAGGCCCUGACCCUGAGCUCAGAAAAGCCCCUGGGGGCCAGUGAUAGGCAGGGCCCAGGGACUGAGAACAGGGGGGUUGAAUCUUCAGAGGAAGGAGGGAGUAGUGAAGCACCUCCUGCUUCUGUCAUCUUUGGAAUUUCUGACGAGGGUGCUGAACAGACAGAGACGAGGAACUUGGGGUCUGACAGGGAUCUCUGCAGACCAGACAGGCAAAGGGCAAGGUACUCACGGCUCAGUCACAAAGAGAGCCAAUCAGAGAGACACGUGAAAGAGACCAAGUCUAAAUGUAAGAGAAUUGCCCAACUCCUGGCCAAUGCACCCAACCCCCAAAACAAGGGAGCUUUGCUCUUUAAAAAACGCCGCCAGAGGGUCAAGAAGUACACUCUUGUGAGUUACGGAACUGGUGCUCAUGCCUUCGACAGCUCAGGUCAAAUAGAAGGUGAAACUGAUGAAAUUAGAUCUGCUGGUUAUACCUUCAUGGGUUCAAGUGAUUCUGACUUUGAGGAGCAGUAUUUUAAACAUCACUGGCACCAUAAUCCAAGUCUGAACUGCGGAAGUAGUCAAGACAUGAAUGUGCUACCAGAGACAAAGGGAAAGGGACUUUUGAUGUUUGCACAGCGUCGCAAACAAAUCGAUGAACUGGUGUCAGAGCAAGAGGAAGAGAGAGAGAGAUGUGAAGCAUUUCCUGAGGACGCUUUGAAAGAAACACAACAUGCAGGAGCACAGGAUAUUUAUGAAAGUAAAGAAAUGUACAUACAUGCUGAGGAGACCAAUGUGAGUGAUGUAAAUCUGAAGAAGCAUAUGGAUUACCAUUCAGAUAUUCAAGAGGUGAACCACCUCUCCACUAUGCUGAAACCUAUGGUGCCAAAUAGAACUGCCAAACCUUUUCUGGGAUUUCAAGAUAGCUCAACACUUGGACCUGCCGCCAUGUCUGGUGGUGUCAGUCCAGCCAUGAAGAAGCAUGAACUAACAUUUAAAGUCCCUGUACCGAUAAACUCUAACCCCAAGGUUUGGUCCCCAACUGGAGACAUUAUAGCCUCAAGAGAUGAGCGAAUAUCUGUGCCUGCCAUCAAGACCGGCAUAUUACCAGAGUCAAAGCGGAAAACAGCAAGUAAGAAUUCAUCAGUGUCUGCAAAAGAAUCCGAACUUUACAGCCAAAGCAAAGGUGAAAGAAAGUCUUAUAUUGAGUCAGAAGAAGACUGCUUCAGUUUGGGUGCUGAGGCUUGUAACUUUAUGCAACCCAAACCAAUAAAACUCAAAAAUCCCCCUCCAGUAGCACCAAAACCCACCAUUAAUCCAGCAUGCCCACCCUGGCUGAGGAGGAGUCCUUCUAGCGAGCCCCAUAUUCCUUCAAGAAGUCCCGUUUCCCAACCCUGUCACAGCCCCAUCGGCCUACAUGGUCAGCAUUAUUUACAGCAGCAAGGCUGGGCUCAGCCUCAACAGAUGGCCGGCCACUGGGCAUCAGAUCAAACAGAGGCAUCACUUCAAACACCUGCCAAUGCCCGGGUUCCAGUCAUCUCCUCUUCUCAGCUGCAUCUUCAGCCAAUCGCAAAUAGCUGGAGUCAACAGCCGUCACUUUCCCCUGUUUUUGGCAGGAGCCGCUCCCUAAGCCUCCCGCAGCGACUGAAUUCACUGCCUUCUCCUGGAUAUCUGUCACCUCUGAGCACACCUGGAGUCCAGCCGCCUUCUUCAUCUACAAAGAAGGAAACAUCCUUUUACAGGAAACCUCCGACGCCAUGGGAGGCAGCGUCGAGGAGCCCAAUCGGCUCUGUUGAUGAGGCCUUCAUGUUCCAGAGCCCCGUGUCCUUUGUUGCUUCUGAUGUCAUGGCUGCAGCACGCCACAGAUCUCUGCCCGAGCCUCCAGAAGAAUGGAAGCGCCGGGUGUCUCUCGAUUCUGCCGCUGUGAGUAACACUCACCAGCAGCAUCUGGCCCUGUCUGUUCAGGGACUGUCCGCGAGCAGGACGGUUUCCCCUGAGAAACCAGCCUUCUACGGGCCUCCAUUCAGACCUGCUCAGCCUCUGAGACCUAUCAGUCUUGGAUUCAAAGCUCAAAGUCCAAAUAUGUUCUCUCAUUUUUAUGGUGAGACGCACAGAAGUUAAUACCACUGAGAAUAAGCAAAGCAAGAAGGCCUACAUCAGAUAUAGCCACAUUUUACAGUUUUACAACCAGCACAGAGGUUCCACAUCUUUGCUUCAGCAGAAGGUAACGACUGAUAGAACGUUACAGAUACUGUCUCAAAUGCUAUAACUUUUUAGGCGGUUUAGGACAUCUGCUUUGAAUAAAGAAUGGGUGGUGAGGUGACUCUUCUGGUGGUGUCAGCUGAGUUGAACAACAGCACAACAUCCUGAGGGACUCUCAAAAAGACAUGUUAUUAUAGGAACAUUUUUCACUCAGUAUUUCAUGGCGAAGCAAAUAUUAUGUUGCUAUAGCUUAAUACAGUAUGACUUGAUAGGGUCAGCGUGAUCUUUUAAGGUUGAUUAUUUAUUUUUUAGCAGCAAUGGGUCUGAUUCAUUUAUAGCAUCGUAAAAGUAUUCAUACUUCUUAAAGUAUUUUUAUUUUUGGUCAUGUUACAACAACAAAUCUUUAUGUAAUAGACCAACACAAAGUAGUGCCUAAUUAUGAAGUAGAAGGAACAUGAUGUGUGUUUUUUAAAAGUUUUUCACAAAUGAAAGUCUAAAAAAUGUCACAUACAUUUGUAUUUGGCCCUCGUUAGGUAAAACUUUGUAGAACCACCUUCUGCUACGAUUACAGCUGCAGGUCAUUGGGAGUAUGUUUAUACCUGCUUUGCUCAUCCCCAGAUUGAAAUUUCUGCUUCUUCUUUUUUUUUUUUUUUGCAAACUAGCUCAAGAUCAGUAAGAUUGGAUGGAGCUGUGAACAUCAGUUUUCAGGUCUUCCUACAAAUGCUCAAUUGGACUAAUUGGAAGUAUUGGCUUUGACUAGGCCAUUUGAGCACAUGAAUAUCCAUUGUUCUAAAUCAUUCCAUUGUUGCUGUGGCUGUAUGUUUAAGGUCAUUGUCCUGCUGGAAGGUGAACCGCUGCUCCAGUCUCAAGUCUUUUACAGCCUCUAACAGGUUUUCUUCCAGAACUGCCCUGCAUUUAGCCCCAUCGAUGUUCCCAUCAACUCUGAUGGCCGCAGUUCCACCAUAGACCUUUAGGGAGCUGCAGAUUGUUGUAAAAAAAAAAAAACAAUUGAGAAGCAUAUACAUAUCUCCAUUCACUUCUCAACUAUCUGUUACUUUGUGUUGUUUAUGCCACAAAGUUCCACUGAAAUACAUUCAGGUGUGUGGUUGUAAUGCGAGAAAUGUGAAAAACAGGUAUGAAGGUAUUGUACUUUUAAGGUACUGUAAGUGGGUUGGUGAAUCCAUUUUUUCUUGAUAAAAGUCUUUCUUCCUUUAGUCAGAUUUGUUUGAACCCCAACCCUGUUGUGAACAAGCAGCUAGACAUUGUUGAAUGAAUAAAGAGAGUAGAAAUCACGCUCACCAGGACCCAUAUGGGUAAAUCAAGAUACAAAGAGCAAACAGAGCCAUUUACAAGGUGAUUUAAAUUUCAAUCAUCAUAGUUAAAUUGAGAACAAGCAGUAGUGAAUAAGUGGCUUUAGCCCUAACAGAUAAUGUUUACCCUGUCAAAAAAUGUUACAAUGUUUAAUGCCUUUUUACAUUUUAUUCAGGAUGUUAUUAUUAAAUGUUUGAUUCACUGACAAGGAUGAAACAUAUAACAAACUAAAAUCCAGUAUGUUGAUGGUAUGAAAAUAUAUUUCUGCUGAAACAUGUUCAUUGAUUUGUUUUCGGGGGUGUUGUGUGAUGUUUUUGUUUGUACUCUGAGGGCGAAUUUACCAAGAAGAAAAGGAAUAAGUAUGUAUUUGAGUGUUUGUAACUUGAACAGCAGUGUUGGCUUUAAACGAUAUAGUCACUUUGUUUCACACACACUUAGCUUUUGAGUAUUUGAUGAGCUGUUUCUUUUGGCUUUUAGUUUUCUUUAUAUUGAUGAUCAUCAUCAAAGCCCAAACAAAUUUUGCUUUUCACGCUAUUGUUAGUUCAAGUGUGGACAGUAUCCGAUGAUAUUAUUUAGAAUAUUUUUGAACACAUUUGUUGUGGACGGUGUGGUGAUUUUCCAGUGCAAUGUUCUUUCAGCCACUGGGUGGAUGUUGAUGAAUGUGUGAUUAUCAGCGGCUGAAGUUAGACAUGUUGAACUUCUCCAUGAAUGUGUCUUUAGCUCAACUCUUUCGCUGCAACAAAACAUGCUAUUGUAUGUUUCAUCUUCACCGACUGCCACAUGCCAUGCAGAGUAUUGUUUUUUCUUUGUGUUACAUGGUCUUUUUGAACAGUUUUAAGAUAGAGCUGUUUCAUAUAGGCUACACAAUGAUAUUCCACUUGGUAAACCACAAACGUAAUUUAUGCAUGAACAUAAGAGACUUUGUUUUGAUUAAUGGAUGGUAGUGUAUUUAAAUAAGAAGGAAUAGUUGUUUCAGAUGUUAAUUUUUGGACUAUCACAUUCACUAAGACCCAUACUGUGUGGUGUUUCACUAAUGGAUUUGUGAUUUUGAGAGUUUCCAUCAUGCAGCCCUAAUAUUCUGGCUUUACCACUGUGCAGUUAAGUGUUUUUCUCCACUUUUAAGACCAUUAAAAAUAUAAAAGCUGUA